AUGACAGUGCCUGAUGAGGUUGAUAUUAUUGUGUGCGGCGGUGGAUCAUGCGGCUGUGUCGUUGCUGGCCGGCUGGCCAACCUCGACCACAACCUGCAGGUCUUGCUCAUCGAGGGCGGCGAGAGCAACCUGAACAACCCAUGGGUGUAUCGGCCAGGCAUCUACCCAAGGAACAUGAAGCUGGACAGCAAGACAGCUUCAUUUUACUACUCCCGGCCUUCCGAAUGGCUUGCCGGCCGCCGGGCUGUUGUUCCUUGCGCUCAUGUCCUGGGCGGAGGCAGCAGUAUUAACUUCAUGAUGUACACUCGGGCCUCUGCAUCAGACUAUGAUGACUUCCAGGCCAAGGGGUGGACCACAAAGGAACUUCUCCCCUUAAUGAAAAAACACGAGACGUACCAGCGCUCUUGCAACAACAGAGAUAUCCACGGCUUUGAGGGCCCCAUCAAGGUCUCAUUUGGCAACUAUACCUACCCCAUCAUGCAAGACUUCCUGCGGGCCACCGAGUCACAAGGCAUCCCGACAACAGACGACCUCCAGGACCUCAAGACGGGCCACGGAGCCGAGCACUGGCUCAAAUGGAUCAAUAGAGAUACCGGCCGCCGGUCAGACUCGGCCCAUGGCUACAUCCACAGCACGCGCGCUGUGCACCAGAACCUGCACUUGGCCGUCAACACCAAAGUCGACAAGGUCAUUCUGCAGGGCGACCGCGCCGUGGCCGUGCAGACCGUGCCCACCAAGUCCUUGCAUCCCAGCCAACAGCACUCGAAGACGUACCGGGCUCGCAAGCAGAUUGUUGUCAGCGGAGGCACGUUGAGCUCGCCGCUCAUUCUGCAGCGCUCCGGCAUCGGUGACCCCAGCAAGCUGCGCAAGGCUGGUGUCAAACCUCUCGUCGACUUGCCAGGUGUCGGCCGCAACUUCCAGGACCACUACUUGACAUUCUCUGUCUUCCGCGCUAAACCAGAGACCGAGAGCUUCGACGACUUUAUCCGCGGCGACCCUAUUGUCCAGCAGAAGGUCUAUGAUCAAUGGAACAUCAACGGUACGGGCCCGCUCGCCACCAACGGCAUUGAUGCCGGUGUCAAGAUCAGGCCUACAGAAGAAGAGCUCAGAGAGAUGGACUCUUGGCCGUGCCCUGAGUUCCGCUCUGGCUGGGACAGCUACUUCAAGGACAAGCCAGACAAGCCGGUCAUGCACUACUCUGUCAUCUCUGGUUGGUUUGGUGACCACAUGCUCAUGCCGCCUGGCAAGUUCUUCACCAUGUUCCACUUCCUCGAAUACCCGUUCUCGCGUGGCUCGACACACAUCGUGUCGCCGAACCCGUACGAGGCGCCCGACUUUGACGCCGGUUUCAUGAACGACAAGCGCGACAUGGCGCCCAUGGUCUGGGGCUAUAUCAAGUCACGCGAGACGGCUCGGCGCAUGGAGGCCUACGCGGGCGAGGUCACCGGCAUGCACCCAUUCUUUGCGUACGACUCGCCGGCGCGGGCCAAGGACAUGGACCUAGCGACGACCAAAGCGUAUGCGGGGCCAGACCACCACAGCGCGGGCAUCCAGCACGGGUCGUGGUCGAUUCCGGUGGAGCCGGGGCGCACGCCGAAACCAAACUUCCUCAACAGCAACCAGGCGGACGUGCGCGAUGACCUGCCGUACAGCACCGAGGACCUCGAGCACAUCGAGGAGUGGGUGAAGCGGCACGUCGAGACGACCUGGCACUCGCUCGGCACGUGCAGCAUGGCGCCCCGCGAGGGCAACUCGAUCGUCAAGCACGGCGUCCUCGACGAGCGUCUCAACGUGCAUGGCGUGAAAGGCCUGAAGGUGGCAGACCUGAGUAUCUGCCCAGACAAUGUCGGCUGCAACACGUACUCGACAGCGCUGCUCAUCGGCGAAAAGGCGGCCACGCUUGUGGCAGAGGACCUGGGCUACAGCGGCGCAGCCCUCGACAUGAAGGUCCCGACAUACCACGCGCCGCGGGAGAUCACGGGUUUGUCGCGCUUGUAGAAAGUAGAGGGGUUUCGCUUGUGGGUGAGAAGGAUCCGUUGGCCGUCGCGCGCGCGUCCUGGAGGCGUGGUUUAGGUUUGCUUGCCUGUGCGCGGGUGGAGGGAGGUUGGGGCCGGAAAUGGGAAUG
Molecule: messenger RNA, 2125 nt
Organism: Aplosporella prunicola CBS 121167
Lineage: Eukaryota; Fungi; Ascomycota; Dothideomycetes; Botryosphaeriales; Aplosporellaceae
Product: GMC oxidoreductase
Exons: 11
Coding region: 1-1998 (665 amino acids)
Molecular function (GO): flavin adenine dinucleotide binding; oxidoreductase activity, acting on CH-OH group of donors
Source: RefSeq, a predicted model, not a curated record